AUGGAAAGGACAGUGUUUGUAGUUCUUCUGAUACUGUUUGCUGUGAUACUGAUGGGCACUGGGGCCAAAAAUUGUGUGUGCAAUGGAAGAUCAAGGUGCCGCUGUGAGGGAGUGAAAGGCAGCAGGGGGGAAAAGGGAGUUCGAGGUGCUACAGGUCCCCUAGGGAUAGAGGGUCGCCGAGGAUCUGAUGGUAACGCUGGGCCUAUGGGACCAAAGGGAAACACUGGGCCAGAUGGACCUGAGGGCCCAAAAGGCAAUCUGGGACCAAAAGGCAAAGAAGGAUUUGCUGGGUCUCAUGGUUUACCGGGUAUCCCAGGUUUACAAGGGCCACCAGGCUUCCCAGGGGCCCCAGGCUGUAAUGGAACAGAUGGAGAGGAGGGACCUCCUGGUAUUCCUGGGCUCCAUGGUAUUGAUGGAUUACCUGGUUCAAAAGGUCUGCCUGGACAAAAGGGUGUAUCUUCGGGAUCAACCCAUCCAGUAAAAGGGCAACCUGGGCCACCUGGGGGGAAUGGAGAUCCGGGAGCUCUAGGUUUGCCUGGAAUGCCUGGACUACAUGGAGACCGAGGACCACAGGGUAAUAAAGGACUUUCUGGCCAUCCUGGGGUUCCUGGAGAGAAGGGUCAAGAAGGCAAAGGAGGUAUGCCUGGACCUCCUGGUCUGAAGGGGCGGUCAGGACCACCAGGCCCACCUGGGCCACCGGGUCACAUUAAGUUGUUUUUAUCUGAGAAUCCCAUAAGACAGGGUACAAAAGGAGACCAAGGAGACAUAGGAGAAAAGGGGUGCAAAGGUGCUCCAGGAGAUCCUGGUUAUGGCAAUUACACAAAAGGAAUAAAGGGAGACAAAGGACAGGAGGGUCCAGAAGGAAAGCCAGGGGAGGAUGGCGAUCCUGGUCAACAUGGAUUAUUGGGAAGGCAUGGCCCCACAGGUGAUCUAGGAUAUCCAGGGAUACCAGGAAGGCUGGGUGAAAAGGGGAAUAGGGGUCCCCCUGGUCUACCUGGAAAUGUGAGUUUUAUCAUAACGACUGAACCACUGAAAGGAUACCGUGGAGAUCCUGGUCCUCCAGGAACACCUGGGUUUACUGGGCAUCAAGGUGUUGUGGGGUUGCCUGGAGCUGAUGGACCCCCAGGGAAUUAUGUGCCAGGCCCACGAGGUCCCAAAGGCUUUCCAGGCCAGACAGGGGAACCUGGGGAGCCAGGGAAUGUUUAUAUUGGACACCCAGGCCUAAAAGGGGAUCAUGGUGAUCAUGGACCUCCUGGGGACCCAGGCCCACCUGGACCUUGUGAAGACAGACCUAACAUUGCCAAGGGUCAACCAGGAAUAAAUGGAAUGAAGGGUGAUCCUGGACUGAAGGGCACAUGGGGAAUGAAAGGACAGAAAGGGGAUCCCUGUUACUUGUGUUCCGGAUCAGGACCACCAGGGCCCCAUGGUCUACCUGGCAGCCCUGGAAAUAAUCAAGGACCAGGAGCAAAAGGUGAUCCUGGCUUCCCAGGAUUUAGAGGCCCAUCUGGAAUACCAGGUCCUAUUGGCGCAAGAGGAUUUCCAGGCCUCCCUGGACAAAAAGGAGAAUCAUAUUCCUACAACAGCCCUGGGAUAAAGGGAGAGAAUGGAGACCCAGGACAGCGUGGCAGGCCUGGUGUAGAUGGCCGUCAUGGGACUCCUGGGUUACCAGGUCACAAAGGCAAACCAGGCCCAAAGGGAGAUUCGAAAGGGCAUGUUGGUUUCCCAGGUCUGCCAGGGCUUCCAGGACCCGUUGGCUACCCUGGGCCAGUGGAAUAUGUGCUUCCUGGACUUCCAGGGAGUCAGGGAGAUACUGGGGUACCGGGCUUGCCUGGACUGCCUGGAUUUCCAGGCCAGAAAGGGGAACCCAGCCACACCCGUGUAAAAGGAGAUCCUGGCUUUAAAGGUCAGCCUGGUUCACCUGGAAACCCAGGUCAACCAGGUAGCCCAGGUAUCGCUGGAAAACCAGGUAAUCUUGGGCAGAAAGGAGAAAAAGGUGUCCCAAUAGGCCCAGGAAUGAAAGGACAGAAAGGUGACAAGGGACAGCCAGGUCACCAAGGCAUUGAGGGUAUCGGCCUGCCUGGUCAGCCAGGUCGACAAGGCCCUCCUGGUUCUCCAGGACAGAAGGGUGAUGGUGGCUCUGGAUACCCUGGACUUCCAGGCCCUAAAGGGUCUCAAGGUGAAGGUGGAGCUCAGGGACCUGUAGGAGAUCCUGGGUACACUGGUCCACCCGGGAUCCAUGGCUUACCAGGCAUUAGUGGUUUACCAGGAGAAAAAGGAAGUAAAGGAUCUGGUGGGCCCCCAGGACCACCUGGUUAUAAAGGUUUAUGUAUACCUGGUCUAUCUGGUCCAUCUGGUCCACUUGGUCCAUCUGGACCAAAUGGUCUUCCAGGACAUCCAGGACCUAAUGGUCUGAAAGGAAACCCAGGUUAUCCUGGGUUUGGUAUUGCUGGCCCCACUGGUGAGCCUGGUCCACUUGGUGGACCAGGUGGACCAGGUUCACAAGGGCCUUUUGGACAAAAAGGGAUCAAGGGAGAAAAUGGCCAGAGUGGUAAAAAAGGGUUCAGAGGAGACCCUGGACCAGACGGGAUACCAGGAUAUGGGCUAAAAGGGUUGCCUGGAAUGAUAGGACCACCAGGCCAAAUAGGUGACCCUGGCCCUGAUGGAACCAAAGGACACAAGGGCUUCCCAGGCGAAACUGGGGACAAAGGUGACAUAGGUCCUCCAGGCCCUUCAUCACCAGCAUGUAGGGGCUUCUUUGGGGACCCAGGGGAUCAGGGUCCACCAGGUGACCCAGGUACUGAUGGAUCAAAAGGAAAUAGAGGGCCUGCUGGUGUAAUGGGAGACCCAGGAAUCAGCGGCCCUCCAGGCCUGAAUGGAAUAAAAGGAGAUCAAGGAAUCCCUGGAGUUCAAGGUCCAGAUGGUGCACCAGGUUCAACUGGUCCCAAAGGAGAGCCAGGCUGCUGUAUAAGUGGCACAUCUGGACCAGAAGGACAAAGGGGUGAACCAGGAUUAAAGGGUACUGAUGCAAUUAAGGGUCAAAAAGGAGAACCUGGCUUCUUUGGCCCCUCAGGUCCACCUGGAAACCAUGGAGUCAAAGGAAAUCCAGGACCUGAUGGAACAAAUGGUUCACCAGGCUACCAAGGACCUAAAGGUUCAGAUGGGCCCCAAGGAAGCAAAGGCCGCCUAGGACCCAAUGGACACCAAGGUUCCCCAGGGCCACCAGGUGUCCCUGGUUAUUCGGGUCCUAAAGGUGACCAGGGCCAUGAUGGGAUUCCUGGCCCACCAGGGCCAAAAGGAGACACUAUUACAAUCAUAGGAAAGCCUGGUGGUACUGGUUACCCAGGUCAGCCAGGUCAGCCCGGGAAUCCUGGUGAUCCUGGCUUGCCUGGCCCAGCAAGUACUGGACCAAUAGGAGACAGAGGACAUCCAGGUCCAUCUGGGGAUCCUGGUCGGAAAGGACCACCAGGAAGUGAAGGGGCAUGUGUUCCUGGGUCAAAAGGAGACCGUGGCCAUCCUGGCAUUAUUGGUAGCCCAGGCAAUCCUGGUUUACCCGGUCGUCCAGGUUGCGAAUAUAUGUUGAAAGGAGACAAAGGGGACCCAGGUCUCAAAGGAAGCCUAGGCCAUAAAGGACCCAUAGGAGAUCCAGGGCCUCCAGGAACAUCUUGUGGCGCACCAGGACCAAAAGGUGACCCUGGUCCUCCUGGAAUCCCUGGGGCAUCUGGCUACCCUGGGUACAUUGGCAUGCCUGGUCUGCCUGGUCUGCCUGGAAACAAAGGUUUACCUGGACGACCUGGUCCCACAAGUGAACCACCAGUCAUUAUAUAUGAACCAGGACCUCCUGGCUGGUUUGGUCCUCCUGGCAAUCCAGGUCCCCCAGGACCCACUGGCCCACCAGGACCUUGCAGUCAUCAAGGCCCGCCAGGUAUCAAAGGAGUUUGUGGUUCCACGGGUCCAGUCCAGCCCGGAUUUACUGGCCAUAAAGGAAACAAAGGAACAACAGGACUGUCAGGUGUACCAGGUGAACGUGGACUUCCAGGCAGCAAGGGUCCUCCAGGGUUACCAGGACCAAGUACAUGUUCAGGUCGUGUUGACAGUUUCCUGAUAGCCCGACACAGUCAGAGCAUUCAAAUCCCUCACUGCCCUCCAGGCACUAACUUGAUAUACUCUGGUUACUCCUUCCUUUACAUUAAUGGAAAUGAAAGAGCUCAUGGGCAGGACCUUGGCUCCAUGGGAAGUUGUCUUUCUCGUUUCUCCACCAUGCCCUUCCUUUUCUGUGAUAUGGAAAGUAACUGCCGCUAUGCUUCUCGUAAUGACUACUCCUACUGGUUGUCCACUGACACACUUAUGCCUCCCAACAUGGUUCCCAUCACAGGAGAUAAGCUGGCCUCUUACAUCAGCAGGUGCUCAGUGUGUGACGUUCCCUCCAAUGUCAUAGCCAUCCACAGCCAGACAACCACAGUACCAGAAUGUCCCCAAAACUGGGAGUCCCUCUGGUCUGGAUACUCAUUUGUCAUGCAAACAAGUGCUGGUGCAGAGGGUUCCUCCCAGCAGCUGGUUUCUCCUGGCUCAUGUCUUGAACAUUUCCGCCAAGUGCCCUUCAUUGAGUGUCAUGGCAGGGGAACAUGUAACUACUACCCGGAUUCCUAUAGCUACUGGCUGGCCUCCAUUAACCGCAACAACAUGUUCAGUAAACCUCUUCCUCAGACAGUGAAGGGAAACUCUCUGCAAAAUGUCAUUGGUCGAUGUCGGGUCUGCAGGAGAGAAAACUAUCACUAG
This is a messenger RNA of Scomber scombrus (Atlantic mackerel), 4776 nucleotides long. RefSeq names its product collagen alpha-1(IV) chain-like. Gene Ontology annotation, molecular function: extracellular matrix structural constituent. Gene Ontology annotation, cellular component: collagen trimer. Lineage: Eukaryota; Metazoa; Chordata; Actinopteri; Scombriformes; Scombridae. The coding region runs from base 1 to 4776 and encodes 1591 amino acids. The record is from RefSeq and is a predicted model, not a curated record. The transcript is spliced from 51 exons.